This is a messenger RNA of Camelina sativa (false flax), 736 nucleotides long. RefSeq lists its product as uncharacterized. Gene Ontology annotation, cellular component: chloroplast. The record is from RefSeq and is a predicted model, not a curated record. Lineage: Eukaryota; Viridiplantae; Streptophyta; Magnoliopsida; Brassicales; Brassicaceae.
CAACCUCUUCAACUCAAAACUACACCAGACUUAAAACGAUGGAAGCUAUCUCUCAAACCUGCACAAAGAUCAUCAUCAACCCAUCUCCUAGAACUCAUAAAACGCUAGCUUCGGCUUCGGCAAUCUCACAAACCAAGCUGAGCCUUGGAGCCAAGAAGGGGAGGUGUUUUGCUGCUGCAGCUAGAUGCGUGGCUUCAGGGUCAGGCUAUGCGGCGGCAAUGGAGCCAAUUACGCCGGAGGAAGAGGAGGAGCUGACUCAAAGAAGAGGGAUAUGUGGCGGAGAAGCAAACAGAGGAGUAUGGGAGCUCUUGGAGUGCCUCGAGAAAGAAGCUAUCAUGGGGGAAGAUGACGGGAGAGAGCCGACAGAUUACAAUAGAAGAGCAAAGAUUUUCGAUAAGAGUUCUAAGAUGUUCAAGAACUUUAAAGAAGAGAGAGAUCAGUCUCCUGUGGAGUAUCUUGAGAAGGAAGCUAUCAUGGGGGCAGAUGAUGGUAGAGACCCUACAGAUUAUAAGAGAAGAGCAAAGAUUUUUGACAAGAGUUCUAAGAUCUUCAAGAACAUCAAAGAACAGAGAGAUCAAACUCUUAAAUAAAUAAAUACAAAAAGUGUAGUUUGUUUGUAAUGAUUUCUCAUUAGUGUUUGAUUCCUUGUACUGUUGUACCUGUACUUUUUUUUAACAAGGAUCCUCUCAUUGUAACACGAUCUUCUUAAUAGUGGACAUUUCUUUUGAAUAUUCAA